AUGCUGAUAUUUGGCUCAAACCUUUCUGCCGUAAAUAAUGUGAAAUCACUGUUGGGCAACAACUUUGAUAUGAAAGACCUCGGAGAAGCAAGUGUGAUUCUUGGAAUAAAAAUCACUAGGUCUGAGAAGGGGAUAUCCCUAGAUCAAUCACAUUAUGUGGAAAAGAUCCUAAAGAAAUACGGUUACUUUGACUGUAAACCUGCCUGCACACCUUAUGAUCCCAGUGUAAAACUGUUUAAGAACACUGCUAUCGCUAAAAUUGAGAAUCGUUUUUAUAACAGUAAAAGACGUCAAAUUAAAAGAAAGCACAGCACAGUGAGAGAGCUCAUCACUACAGGUGCUGUGAGAGUGGAUCAUGUACGCACUAAUGAUAACCUAGCAGAUCCUUUGACGAUAGGACUGGCUAGUGAGAAAGUCCAAAAUACAUCUGUCAAGAUGGGACUAAUGCCUAUGAAGUGA
This is a messenger RNA of Trifolium pratense (red clover), 459 nucleotides long. RefSeq lists its product as uncharacterized. The transcript is spliced from 2 exons. The record is from RefSeq and is a predicted model, not a curated record. Bases 1 to 459 code for a protein of 152 amino acids. NCBI's taxonomy places the organism in Eukaryota, Viridiplantae, Streptophyta, Magnoliopsida, Fabales, Fabaceae.